Messenger RNA from Drosophila erecta, 4563 nucleotides. RefSeq names its product protein phosphatase Slingshot (gene ssh). Lineage: Eukaryota; Metazoa; Arthropoda; Insecta; Diptera; Drosophilidae. Bases 510 to 3644 code for a protein of 1044 amino acids. The transcript has 8 exons. Gene Ontology annotation, cellular component: cytoplasm. The record is from RefSeq and is a predicted model, not a curated record. Gene Ontology annotation, molecular function: actin binding; protein tyrosine/serine/threonine phosphatase activity. Gene Ontology annotation, biological process: actin cytoskeleton organization; negative regulation of actin filament polymerization; protein dephosphorylation.
GCCAGCGAUAGUUAGGCAGCCCUGCCAGAACGAUUGCCUGACGAUACUAGUGUUAUCGAUUAGAAAUGGCGUCCUCACUGUCUUUCUUUUAAGAAAAAUUCGUGUAGUCUAUUUACCAUUUAUCAGCGUUGUGUGUGUUUGUCAAUUAUAAGGACACGCUGUUUCUUAGAGAGAAGCGCCUGGCUAGAGUGUCAGGAGAGCGGAAACCAAGACGAUCGCAGGACGAGGUCGCGGAGCCGAGUGCAAAAACAACGGCCAGCAGGCAGCGACAUGAAAAUGCAUUUGUAGCCCUAGCCCACAACACUUGCACACACACCACACACUCUCGCGCACACUCACACACAGCAAAGAGGAGGUGGUGCAAAAGCAGGAGAGGAUUGCAAAGGACACCGCUGCAGCAUCGCCAUCAUCUGCGCCAGGUGGAGCACGAGGGGCAAGAGGCGUCGGCGGGGGCGGAGCAGGAGGAGGAGGAGCGGCUGCGGCGACGACCACGACCACGGCAACAACAAAUGGCGCUGGUGACGGUGCAGCGCUCUCCCAGUGUGGCUGGCUCCUGCUCGAAUUCGGAUGGCGAGGCCGAGGACGACGAGGGCAAUAGUAAAGGAAACGAUCGCAGCGAGUGCUUCUUUGCGGGCAAGGGAACCGCCCUGGUCCUGGCUCUUAAGGAUAUCCCGCCCCUGACGCAAAGCGAGCGCCGUCUGAGCACCGACUCCACCCGCUCCAGUAACAGCACGCAAAGCAACAACUCGGACAUCCAGCUCCACCUGCAAUCAAUGUUUUACCUGCUGCAGCGCGAGGACACGCUGAAGAUGGCUGUUAAGUUGGAGUCGCAGCGGUCCAACCGCACGCGCUAUCUGGUAAUUGCCUCGCGUAGUUGCUGCCGUAGCGGCACCAGCGACCGUCGGCGCCACCGGAUCAUGCGUCACCACUCGGUAAAAGUUGGUGGAUCCGCGGGAACAAAGUCGUCCUCGUCUCCGGCGGUCACCACGCAGCGCCAGCUGUCCGUUGAGCAGACCGCCACAGAGGCAAGCAGCAAAUGUGAUAAAUCAGCGGACAAGGAGAACGCAACGGCGGCAGGCGACAACAAGAAUACCUCGGGCAUGGAGGAGUCCUGCCUGCUGGGCAUAGACUGCAACGAGCGGACCACAAUUGGCCUGGUGGUACCCAUCCUGGCGGACACUACAAUCCACCUGGAUGGCGAUGGCGGAUUCAGCGUCAAAGUAUACGAAAAGACGCAUAUAUUCAAGCCGGUCUCAGUGCAGGCCAUGUGGUCCGCGCUGCAGACGCUGCACAAAGUGUCGAAAAAGGCUCGUGAGAAUAACUUUUAUGCCAGUGGACCCUCCCACGACUGGCUAUCCAGUUACGAGAGGCGCAUCGAGUCGGACCAAUCUUGUCUGAACGAGUGGAAUGCCAUGGACGCGCUCGAGAGCCGCCGACCACCUUCGCCUGAUGCCAUACGAAACAAACCCCCCGAAAAGGAGGAAACCGAAAGUGUCAUUAAGAUGAAGCUGAAGGCCAUCAUGAUGUCCGUGGACCUGGACGAGGUCACCUCCAAGUAUAUACGCGGGCGCCUUGAGGAGAUCCUGGACAUGGAUUUGGGCGAGUACAAGUCGUUUAUCGAUGCCGAAAUGCUCGUUAUUCUAGGCCAAAUGGAUGCCCCCACCAAGAUUUUCGAGCACGUCUAUCUAGGAUCAGAGUGGAAUGCCAGCAACCUUGAGGAGCUGCAGAAAAACGGCGUUCGACACAUCCUGAACGUGACGCGCGAGAUUGACAACUUCUUUCCGGGCACCUUCGAGUAUUUCAACGUCCGCGUGUACGACGAUGAGAAGACGAACCUGCUCAAGUACUGGGACGAUACGUUCCGCUACAUCACGCGGGCAAAGGCCGAGGGAUCGAAGGUGCUGGUGCACUGCAAGAUGGGCGUCAGCCGAUCCGCCUCGGUUGUCAUCGCGUAUGCCAUGAAGGCUUACCAGUGGGAGUUCCAGCAAGCACUGGAGCACGUAAAGAAGAGGCGUAGCUGUAUAAAGCCCAACAAAAACUUCCUCAAUCAGCUGGAGACGUAUAGCGGGAUGUUAGACGCCAUGAAGAACAAGGAAAAGCUGCAGCGCAGCAAGAGCGAGACGAACUUAAAGAGCACAAAGGACGCACGCCUGUUACCUGGUAGCGAACCAACGCCCCUCAUCCAGGCGCUAAACCAGGCCAAGUCGAAGUCUACUGGUGAAGCGGGCGUUACACCCGAUGGCGAAGAGGAGGAUGGCUCUCGCAUGCACCGGCGAUCCACCGCUCAGAAGUCGCAGCGUCGCAUGGUUAGGCGCUCCAGUAGCACAUCGCCCAAAACCCAGACGGCCGUGGUUACCAAGCAGCAAAGCCAGUCUAUGGAGAACCUUACGCCGGAACGUAGCGUGGCUGAGGAGCCAAAAAACAUGCGUUUCCCAGGCAGCAACGGGGAGAACUACAGCGUCACCCAGAACCAGGUGCUGCACAUCCAGAAACACACGCCUCUGUCUGUGCGCACCCGGAUUCACGAUCUCGAGGCGCACCGGGCGGACCAGCUGCCACAGCAACCUGUUUGGACCUCGCUGACAAAACUGAUUACACAGACCUCUCACCUGGUAAAAAGUAGCAGUGACAGCAGCAGUGGAAACAUAGACUCGCGGCGUGAUUCUAGCUGCUCGGAUGUAUUCUCCUCGCAGGUGGACAACGUUUUUGCCAAGGAUGAAGGGGAGAAGCGUCAGCGCCGCAAAACCCACUCCUGGACGGAGUCGUUCGGUCCCAGUGGCGGCAUCGUGCUGGACCCCACGCCCCAGCAACAGAAGCAGCAGUCAAACGCCAUUUUGCGUCCGCGAGGCACACGUCAGCGGGAGCUGCCUUCACGGCACGCUAGUUGGGGAUCUGGAGACAACCGAUGCUGUUUGCCACAGAGGGCCAGUUCCGGCUCCUACUACGAUUCCAAUCGUAACACUACGGCCAUCUUCGAGGGCGUUAUCCAAGACCUUAAGCGCAGUUCCAAUUGCAAUGUAAUCGAAGGAGUCGCGGUGGCAGUGGAACCCAUAGUUGGAGUUGGCGAGGGCACCGUAAAACGCACCAAGCAGAAGCUGGAAGAAAGCACCGCACUGAAGAAGCGCUGCCAGGAAGAAAGCCAGGAGCUGCUACUCGAGGCGGUGGAUACUGGGCAGAAGCGGUGUCCAAGCCUCUAUAGGAGCGCCUCCUCGGCGCACAGUCCGCGUCAGCGCCAGCCGCUACGCUGCAAUAGUGAGGAGCUGAUGCACACCAGCGACAUCGAGAACAAGAACACUACGCCAGGCGACCAGGAGGCGACGGUAGUGCUGCGCGUCCAGGGACAAACGCUGGCCGAGGAUCAGCGCAUCUCGGGAAAUGUGCAAAUACUCAAACAAAAUUUCGAAGCCAAAGCGGGGGUGGUGGGCUCAGGAGGAGGAGGCGGUGGCACAGCACCGGGAUCGGGCAGUAGUUCAACAAUCGCAACGUCGGUAUCUGCAGUGGCUGGAGCCAGCGCAGCGAAUGCCGGCAAGAAGACCACCAGCCACCAAUCACUGCCAUCGUCGCCGGUGGCGCAGCAUGCCAACCACGUGUCCGCCGCCUCGAACUCCAACUCCUCCACCUCCAACUCAUCCGAUUCCAGCUAGCCAGGCGGCCGCCACGCCCACAGUCGCCUGUGCCCCACUGCCACCCGCCGGAACCGCCAGCAACAUCAGCCACGCCUGCAGCACCACUACCACCACUAGCUUCAAGCAACGCCCGCUCUCCUACUACGACCGCUCGCUGUCCAACAGAUCCACGCAUGACUACAGCGACAGUCGCCCGCCACCAGCGCCCGUCCGCGUCAGUCACAGCAGCAACGUUCAGCACCAGCAGCAGCAGACACAACAGCAACCGGAGCAGCAGCAGGUGCAGAUCCGGCGGUUGGCGCAGCACGGGAAGACGCAUCCGCUGAGCAGGCUAAGUGCUCCGAAAACAGGCUUCAACACCGCCGCCUACAACACCAUGUAAAACCCAUGCUCUGCUUAACAACAUGCUAACUGCAUACUGCAACCUGCAACAUUCACAUACCACUUGCAACUUGCAAUCCAUACCCUGUAGCCACUAAGGAUCGUCCUCAUCCUCUCGCCCGCUUUACUUAUUUAUAUAUUUGCCCGCUUUCGACCAUUUUGUGUUUUUUGUCCAACAAUCGAACACCACCACCCUUCCAUCCCCUCAUGCCUUGUGUUUGUUGUCUUGUUGUUUAAGGCGUCCAUGAAAGCCUCUAAAGAACUUGUGUCUGAAACGUGUGAAUGGAACUAUUAAGAUGACAAGAGAGGGCAAACAAAACAACCUAUGGAAAUGAAACUGUAUUUGUACUUUUAAAUUACUUGUAACUGUAUACAUAUUUAUUUUAUAUUAUGCAAGAACUGCCUACGAAUAAACGAUUUAUUGUAUAUACGUCAUCGUCUUGUGAGUGUCCCUGUGCCGUCCUUGUGCCAUCCAAAGACUGUGUUCCAAUGUGUGCAAUGAACACUGCCCUCCGUUUUUACCAGAUUUGUAUUUGCAGCCUUAUCCACAUGAUCC